Molecule: messenger RNA, 752 nt
Organism: Quercus robur (English oak)
Lineage: Eukaryota; Viridiplantae; Streptophyta; Magnoliopsida; Fagales; Fagaceae
Exons: 3
Coding region: 7-582 (191 amino acids)
Molecular function (GO): ureidoglycolate hydrolase activity
Source: RefSeq, a predicted model, not a curated record
UUAUCAAUGGGUGACUCAAAGGCUAAAGCAGAGGUUGUAGAGGUGAAGGCGAUGGAAGCAACAGCAGAGAGCUUUAAAGAGUAUGGUCAAGUCAUAGAGGCUUCACCUGAUGGUGAUGAGUUCGGACCCCAAGAUGCUCAGCUUGACCUCAGCCGUGGCAUUCCCAGGUUUUACAUCAUGCACAUUGAAAACCGACCACUCAAGUUCUCCACAAUCACACAUCAUGCAAGUGUGACCCAAUGCCUUGGUUCAGUUGGUGGUAAUGUUUGGUAUCUUGGGGUUGCUAAGCCAUCCAUUGUGGACGAUUAUGAAGUUAACGAUGACACUGGCGGCAACAAUGAAAUUGUGCAGUCUCAUUGUGGUCAUUUCUACGUGCCUCCGGCUGUUGAGAGUGUCUGUGUUUUCAGAGUUGAGGGAUCGAAAUUUCUGAAGCUGAAUCGAGGGACAUGGCAUGCAGGACCAUUGUUUAAGGCUGAUACAAUGGACUUCUACAACUUGGAAUUGAGCAACACCAAUGUGGUUGAUCAUACCACACACAACUUCAAAAGGGAAAAUGGAGUGGCCUUCUUGAUUAAUGACUAGCUUGUUUUCAGCAUCAACGGCUGUGGCUAUUCCAGACACUCAAUUGUAUCAGUAUAAUAUAAAUUCUCAUAGGGUUACAUGCCCAGGCAUACUUUCUGGAUAUCAAAACGACACAACAAAAUGCUCAUCUUGCAUUAACUUUGAUGUUAAUUUACUGAGUUUAUUUUCUA